AUGUGGGGCCAGCGAAGUCUGCUACUGGGCCCAGCUCGCCUCUGCCUGCGUCUCCUUUUGCUCUUGGGCUACCGGCGUCGAUGCCCACCUCUUCUCCGGGGCCUGGUACAGCGCUGGCGUUAUGGCAAGGUUUGCCUGCGCUCCCUGCUCUACAAUUCCUUUGGGGGCAGUGACACUGCUGUUGAUGCUGCCUUUGAGCCUAUCUACUGGCUGGUGGACAAUGUGAUCCACUGGUUCGGAGUGGUGUUUGUGGUACUGGUGAUCGUGCUGACUGGGUCCAUCGUGGCCAUUGCUUAUCUGUGUGUCCUGCCCCUCAUCCUCCGAACCUACUCAGUACCACGGCUCUGCUGGCAUUUCUUCUAUAGUCACUGGAAUCUGAUCCUCAUCGUCUUCCAUUACUACCAGGCCAUCACCACUCCUCCUGGAUACCCACCCCAGGGCAGGAAUGACAUUGCUACUGUCUCCAUCUGUAAGAAGUGCAUUUACCCGAAGCCAGCCCGAACACACCACUGCAGCAUCUGUAAUAGCUGCGGAAGUUGGGACCUUUUCCGGGAGGCUUAUGCUGCCGUCGAGAUGUACCACCAGACUCCACCACCUACCUUCUCCUUUCGAGAAAGGAUAACUCACAAGAGUCUUGUCUACCUCUGGUUCCUGUGCAGUUCUGUGGCCCUGGCCCUAUGUGCCCUAACCAUGUGGCAUGCUGUUCUCAUCAGUCGGGGUGAGACUAGCAUCGAAAGGCAUAUCAACAAGAAGGAGAGACGCCGGUUACACUCCAAGGGCAGGGUAUUUAGGAAUCCUUACAACUACGGCUGCUUGGACAACUGGAAGGUGUUCCUAGGUGUGGACACAGGAAGGCAUUGGCUGACCCGGGUGCUGUUACCUUCUAGUCACCUACCCCAUGGGAACGGGAUGAGCUGGGACCCUCCUCCCUGGGUGACUGCUCACUCAGCCUCUGUGAUGGCCGUGUAAGCCACAACA
This is a messenger RNA of Grammomys surdaster, 978 nucleotides long. RefSeq names its product palmitoyltransferase ZDHHC16-like. The transcript is spliced from 2 exons. Gene Ontology annotation, molecular function: palmitoyltransferase activity. Bases 1 to 969 code for a protein of 322 amino acids. Gene Ontology annotation, cellular component: Golgi apparatus. NCBI's taxonomy places the organism in Eukaryota, Metazoa, Chordata, Mammalia, Rodentia, Muridae. The record is from RefSeq and is a predicted model, not a curated record. Gene Ontology annotation, biological process: protein palmitoylation.